Molecule: messenger RNA, 4070 nt
Organism: Epinephelus moara (kelp grouper)
Lineage: Eukaryota; Metazoa; Chordata; Actinopteri; Perciformes; Serranidae
Gene: chadla
Product: chondroadherin-like a
Exons: 11
Coding region: 1685-4012 (775 amino acids)
Biological process (GO): immune response; toll-like receptor signaling pathway
Cellular component (GO): extracellular matrix; membrane
Molecular function (GO): transmembrane signaling receptor activity; protein binding
Source: RefSeq, a predicted model, not a curated record
GUUGCCGCAGCGGAGCAACUUAACAUAAGAGCAACUUUUUAAAAAAAAUUGGUCCAGUAUUGAGCGAGCGCGCUGCAGCCGGCAGCAAGAAUCUGCAGUGUAACCACUCGAGACAUGUUUUGCCACUGACAGCAUUAUGGAACGAAUCCCUACAGAGACAGACCUUUCUGUUAAAGAGUAAAAUGCUUUUUGUUUAAUCAGAAACAGCCCUGAAAUUGCCAUCGACAAACCCACCAGACUCCAUUUAUAUAAACACUAAUUUAAGUGUGUAUAAAGGCAGAAUAUUGUCACAUCUAAAUGGGUGAAUUAAGGGUUUAUUACAACCAAACCAGAGCAGGUGAGUGUUGGGACAGUGAACAGAAGAUUUUUGCGAGGUUUAUUUUGUUUCUGUCGACUUUGUUUUUAAAACAAGGUGUUUUUAUGAUAUACAGAGAAUUAAUAAACACAGAACCAGUGGGGACACAAAGAUAACCCCACCUGUCCAUCAACCCAGGAACAAACGAAAUGAGAUGUAACAUCCUUAACUCAAUGUCCAUAUGUUGGAGGUGAGAAGUCCUUCCACUUACAUAGGAUGAGCCUUCUGGUCUGAAUGAAUUGAUGAAUUAAUCAUUAUUGUCAUUACACAAAAUAAAAUAGUAAAAGGAUAAGAUAGCAGCAGCAGUGAAAGACACGUGCAUGUUUAACCCUGUGUAUUAUGGUGGAGCAAUGAAGGGCACACCUUGGAUAGAAGCUGUUUUUCAGUCUAUUGGUUUUUGAUUUGAUCGUCCUGAACCUUCUGCCAGAUGGUUACAGUUCAAACAUGGAGUUGCCGGUGUGUGUAAUGUCUGUGAGGAUACUGUGGGCUUUCUUUUUGAGCUUGUUAGUGUAAAUAAUGUCCAGUCCAGGGAGUUCGACCUAAUGAUGCGCUGUGCCGCCUUCAAAGAAGAGACAAUGUCCGCCUGGGCUCUGUUUCUGGCGACUUUGAAUUAAGUGUGCUUUACAAUGAUGAAAUACUCUUUAUUUAAAUGGAGUCUGGUGGGUUUGCUGAUAACAAAUUCAGGGCUGUUUCUGGUUAAACAAAAAGGACUUACUCUUAAACAAAAGGUUUUUUACUGUAGGGAUCCUUUCCAUAAUGUUGUCAGACACUUAAAAUAAGGAUUUGAGCAUGUCAGUGGCAAAAACAAGCACUUUAAGUGGACGUAAAUUGACAGUGCGAACACGCAGGUGGUUACAUUGCAGCCUGUUCAUCUCACUCAGUGCUGGGUCAGUUUCAAAAGUUGUUCCCAUUAGUUACUACGACACAACAGCAAAAAAAGGAUCCAGGUUAAGAAAUGUUGAGCUUACCCUGCAACAGUGAGUCUAUGGAGAAAGCUCAGGUUUUCUACAUAUGUUCUUGUUUCCUGAUCUAAUUUGUUUUGUGGCACUGGAGGGGUCAAAGAAGCGAAAAGCCUUGAUGCUACAAACCAACAGUUGCUCCCUGUGUUUCAGCCUCCUAACUGGACAGAAAAUGUAAAGCCAAGGUGUUAAUUUGCAGUGAGGGGGCUCAGGGAUCAGGGGUCAUGUAGAAGAAUUUACCAAAGCCUUGUUUGUUAGCCUGCUGCACCACAGACAGUAACUGCUGGGCACACUCAGAGGGAAAUUAAAAAGUCGGCGGCAGAUAACUGAAGUCAAAACCGGCUGUGACAGCGUGGCACUCUGCUUGAAGAUGCAUUUCUUCUCUGCUGCCUCCUUCCUGCUGGUUCUGGCGCUGAGUUUUCCCAUUGAAGGAGGCAAAUGUCCCAAAGUGUGCAGCUGUGACAGCAACAAACUCACAGUCGCCUGCGUUGGCAAGAACUUAACGGAGAUUCCCCCGACAAUAGAUGAGAUCACAGUAAAACUUGACUUGAGGAACAACAACCUGCAGGUGCUGUCCAGGGGGGCGUUCAUCCUCACGCCCUACCUCACACACCUCAACCUGCAGCGCUGCAACAUUAUCAAGGUGAAGGAAGGUGCUUUCAGGACCCUGGGUCGCCUGGUCUCCCUAAAUAUGGCCUACAACAAAAUUGACAUCCUUUACCAGGAGUCCUUCGACGGCCUCUCCUCCUUGAAGGAGCUGCACCUGGACCAUAACCGUGUGGAGGAGAUCCAGCCUGGAGCCUUCACACAGCUGGGUUUCCUCAACAUGCUGGCCUUCACACACAACCAGCUGGUUUACAUCCCCAACAUGGCCUUCCAGGGCCUGAACAGUAUCAAGUGGCUGCGUCUCAGCCAUAACUCCCUCAACAACUUGGCCCCUGAAGCCUUCACUGGACUCUUCACCCUCAGCCGCCUCAGCCUGGACCACAACGAGCUGCAGUUCUUUCCCACUCAGACCAUGACCAGACUCCCUGAGGUCACGCGCCUGGACAUGAGCCACAACCCCAUGACCUACCUCGGGGAAGAAUCCGUCUCCAUGGCGAAGCUUACGCACCUCUACCUCGACCACAUGUCCCUUCAGGACCUGUCGGAUCAGGCUUUGUCCCGCGCCCCCCUCCUCUCACACUUGGACCUCAGCCACAAUCAGCUCCGUUACCUGGAGCCCCUCUCAGGCCCCAAAGAGCUGACCAGCCUCAACCUGACCGGCAACCCAGUGUACUGUAACUGCUACAUGCGGCCCCUGAGGGAGUGGGCGACUGUCGGUGGUGUGAAGCUGCUGGGAGCCUGCGCUGGACCACCUCACCUCUCAGAUGAGCCGCUGCAGGCUGUGGUUCCUCUGGACCUGCGCUGCCGCAGCAGGGGGGAGGCGCUGUAUGACGAGAUCGAGAAGGAGGAUGAGAGCGCAGGAAGCGCCCCACCAACAGCCAAGCCCAAACAGAAAGUCAAGUGUCCAGUUAACUGCGACUGUGAUAUUGAAGCCCAGCACGCCACAUGUGAGGCUCAGGGUCACACCAAAAUCCCACGAGGCUUCCCCACCAAGACGCAGCUGCUCGACCUCCGCAGUAACCACUUCCACUACCUCCCUACCAACAGCUUCCCAGGCACCAGCCAAGUUGUUUCUCUUCACCUGGAGUUCUGCAAAAUCCACGAAAUCGAAGGCGGUGCCUUUCGGGGAAUGAAAAACCUGUUUUACUUAUAUCUCUCUGACAAUGACCUCACAUCCUUGGACCCUGGAGCUUUUACUGGAGCCACCGAGCUCACGUAUCUUCACCUGGAAGGGAACCGACUGGUGCAGUUCCCUGGAUCAGCUCUGGCAGUCUUACCAAAUCUGUUUGUGUUACACCUGGAGCGAAAUGCCAUCUCCAAGCUCGAGCCCACUGGUCUGCUGUCCUCAGUAAUGCCUAAACUCAGGGAACUUUACCUGACCAAUAACACCAUAACGGCUGUUGCCAAGGGUGCUCUGGAUUCUGCUUUCCUGGGUACACUUCACCUGGAUUCCAAUCAGCUGACAGAGAUGCCGACCCAAGCUCUGUCUGAGGCCUCUAACCUGGAGGAGCUCAGCCUGUCUCAGAAUACAAUUCGCUGGGUGGGACCAAACGUGUUCAAGCCAAUAUCCCAAAGUCUGAAGAGGCUUUACAUGGAUCACAUGGGCGUGGAGAAGAUGUCCAGGGACGCUCUGGCGGGGUUGGGUCCAGGGCUGAGGGCUCUGACUCUGAGAGGAAACCAGCUGGAGGAGCUUCCUGACCUGAGCCCACUCACCAGUCUGGAGGUGAUCGACCUGCAGGACAACCCCCUGCUGUGUGACUGUGCUCUGCUGCCGCUACGCAGGUGGAUGGAGAAUGUAACUUUGGAGGUGAUCGCCACAUGUGGUCACCCUCUUGAGCUCAGAGGUCAGAGGGUCAGGGACAUCCAGGUCUUCACGUCCUGCCCAGAAAGCAGCUCUCCUCCAGGUGAGAAGGUUGCCGUGGCCCCUGGCCCUCCAAAAGCGAAGAAAGCAAAAUCACCCAGCCUCUCCAAGGCCCCUGGAGUCAAAGCAAGGCCUGCAAAGCUCAAAACUAAACCACUGAAACCAACCAGGAAUAAACCUCAGAGGAAACCUGCAGCACCAAAAGUGACAAAGAAGAAGAAGACACUGUAACUGUUUUUAUUUUAUUUUAUUAAAUGCUCUGUGUGGAAUUUAAUAAAAGAAAGAAGCA